AAAUAUCAAAAAUACGCAUUUCCCCUUGUUUUAGUUAUUUAGUCUUAAAAAUACAUGGUUGGGAAGUACUGUCUAUUAGCUUUGCAAAGUUCAGGCCACUGCUUUUACUUUAGUUCUCUGUCCUACAGGAAUCUCACAAAGUGAUGAAUGGUGGAAAGAGGAGCUCAGUAAGUCCUCAGGCACUUCCUGACUGUGAGCUUAUUAAUUCCAAAGGACACCAGCCAGUGAAAGCUGUAAUUUUGACCACAUGCCUGGGGAUGUGCAUCGCUAAGUGGAAGUACUUGUAUUCAAGUGAAUGCAGUUACUCACAGGUCUAAUAAAAAAAGUCUAUUUCCAGAACAGAGAUACUAGUUUAAUAUUCCCUCUUAGUCUUUAUAUUUUGCCGUUUUAUAUAUUGCAGGCUGAUUUUAUUUAUUUAUUUAUUUUGGCAUUAAAAAUAAUUUCUGUGAAGUAGUAAGUCCUAUUGUUCUUAGCUCUUAAAUUCACCUCCGUAAGCAGGUUUUAGUAUCUAUUUAUCAGUAAAUAUUUAAAAGAUAAUUUGAAAGUGCCAGAAAUUAGUAGUGCUUCAUUUCCAGAAGUUCUGUAAAAUUAAAGUUAACCAGACUUGCGGUUUUGUAGAUACGGAUACAGAGAGAAGUGUUUUAGAAUAUGUUGUGCUGUGAUGUUACGUCUUGACAUUUGGGGAAGUAGCUCUUAUUUCUGUUGUAAAUUAUAGUGCACACACAUAAAGCAAAUUGUCUUCAGUUUAAACAAUGUUUCAACAGUACUUUUAUUUGCAUUUCAUUUCUUCUUUUCUAGUUUUCUAAAACUGUUACAGAUGCAGUAUGAUAUUACCAGAAUUGUAUACUGUACACACAAAUCUAAAUUUCUUGCUUUUCCUUGUCUUCUGCCAUCUUCUCAUUUCCCCUUUUAAUGUUUUUUAUCUUCCCUUUUAGUCUCCAGUUUCUCCUUUUACUUAAAGAAAACCUUGAAAAUUGGUGGAUGAUGAUUGAAAUCAUCAAAGGAUUUAGUAUGCAGUUCUAUCAAAUUGUGCUGUCACAUUUAUAAGAAAGCCUAGGAGAAGGAACAGUAUCAUGUACCAUCCAUCCCUUAAUGCCACACAUCCUGGACAGGUUAAAGUAUUCAGGGCCCUAUAUACAUUUGAGCCCAGAACGCCAGAUGAACUAUACUUUGAAGAAGGUGAUAUCAUUUACAUCUCAGACAUGAGUGAUACAAAUUGGUGGAAAGGAACUUGCAAAGGGAGAACUGGACUAAUUCCAAGCAACUAUGCUAGAGGCAGAAAUGUGAAAUGUUGCAAUUGCAAAUUGUUACGGGAGGAAUACACUCAAAAGUAAGAUAAGGUUUGGAUAGGUCAUGAUUGUCCUUAGUAUUCCGUUUUUUGUAGCUAAAGCAUGUUAUAUUUAUCUGCUUUGCACCUGAUGAUAAUAACAGUUUGAUCUGAGAAACAUACUCUUAUGUUGUCCCAGCCUUUUUAAUAAGCUGCAGAGCAGGGCUUUGGAGAGCCUACUCAUCUCAGAUUGAACCCUUACUAUUUACAGACAUUUCUACCUAAAAAGAUUUUUACAAAAGAGUUGCCAAAUCACAGCUUGACUUCUAGAUGUUCCACUGCACUGUUCAUUUUCUUUUUGCUGUUUGCUGUUGCAACAGAACACUGGCCAGAAACUGGUGGGUACUGUUCCCCAGUAAAACCUAAAGCUUGUGAGAUGAAGAAAAGAUCUACAGAAGCCUGAACUUUCAUCUGUAUUCUUUGGUUAAGCAGUUUUGAUCCUCAGAUCUCCUCUAAGUUUUCCAGAGAAAAUAAAAAUCUAUGUAAAAUAAAUUGUAAUGCUAUUGACAGUGAGUUUUCUUAGCUACCUCUAGGUAAUCCUUGCAAAUAAUUUUCUCAUAACUACAGAUGGCAAUCUGUAGGUUGAAAGCCUAGCUGCAUGCAGCUGCUUAAGAACAUCUUACAACUGUAGAAAAGGCAAUGUAACAACUGAGGUAGAAUAUUACCAGAUUUCCAGUGACCUGCAGCUGCUGAUCAAUUCAGUGCUGCUGUUUGAAGUUUUUACAGGCUAUUCUUUGAGUUGCUUUUCCAUACACAAUAUAUUGAAUUUUAUCUGACUAGUCUUGGCAUAUCCAACCUGCAGGUUGCAUGCGGCCUGGCACAGCUCACAAUGCAGAGACCAUGCUCCAUCAUUGCAGGCUGUCCCAAGUGCCCACCCAUCUCUUGGAAACAGUCAAACCACUGAUGUAUGGUCAGCCCUGUUGGGAUUGGAACCAAGACAUGGAGAGCACAGAGGGCUGAAUCUGCCUCUUGCUCCCACCACAUGCAGUCAGCUGCCUCAAGCCAUGUGUGUGUUAUGCAUGGCAAGUGCUUGUGCUGCUUGCUGGGAAAAACACAGUGAUUUCCAGUGCUUUUAUCUCAGCCUGCCUCAUUGCAUCUCAGAAGAAAACAAAACACAGUAAAAGAAAAAUUUUGAAUGAAGGAAGAGUGUUCAACAAACUAUGGACAGAUGAGUAUUUUUUUGUCAAGACAAAUAGGAUGACACUAUGCUUAAUUUGUAAGGAAACUGUCAGUUUUCAAAGAUUACAAUUUGGAAAGACAUUAUCUGCAGAAAUCUGCUACCAAAUUCAAACAAUGAAAAUCUUACUGGUGGUGAGUUUAUUGAGCAACAUUAGGAAAGCAUGGCAGAUAUAUUGUGCCCUGAAAAAUAAAAAUCAGAUUUUUCUAAAAUCAGUUUGACUCACCAGAUGCAGUCAAGCAGAUUGAAGAAAUAGGAGCAUCUAUAAAAAUUUGGCAAGUAAAACUGCCAAUUUUGAAUUCUGAACUUUGGUGAUAGGUGAAAACACUGAUGCUACAUAUAUGGCUGAACUUGCCGUUUUCUUUAGAGGUAUUGUUGAUGAAUAUAAUAUCACUGAAUGAAUGGUUUCUUUGAUGCCAUUACAAGACAUGACUAAAUCUCUUUAUCUGUAUGAAGCAGUAAAAAAUUACAUUAGAGUGAUUUUCCUGAACCCUUGUUAAUGUAUGUACUAUAGCUACCAACAUUGUCUUGGUGAUAGUUGGUA
Messenger RNA from Meleagris gallopavo (turkey), 3048 nucleotides. Lineage: Eukaryota; Metazoa; Chordata; Aves; Galliformes; Phasianidae. The record is from RefSeq and is a predicted model, not a curated record.